GGGGCGGCGGCCGCUCAGCCCCAGAGCUGCGCCAACAUGGACUGCGGAGUCAUCACCUCCAAGACCGUGCUGCUGCUGCUCAGCCUCGCCUUCUGGGCGGCAGCAGCAGGCCUCAGCUAUGUCGGGGCGUACGUCAUCCACACCUACAAGAGCUACGACAGCUUUCUGCAGGACAAGUACGCCCUGCUGCCGGCCGUGAUCAUCAUUUGCGUGGCCGCGGUGAUGUUCAUCAUCGGCCUGAUCGGCUGCUGCGCCACCUUCCGCGAGUCCCGCGUGGGCCUGGGGCUGUUCUUGGCCAUUAUCCUGGUUAUCUUCAUUGCAGAAGUGUCCGCUUUUGUCUUUGGAUUUGUUUACAGAGAAAAGGUAAAAACUGAUGUGCAAGGUACAAUGCGCUCCAUCUUUGAGAAGUAUGAUGGCCAAAACCCAGAGUCUAGGGUUGUGGAUUACUUGCAAGAACAGCUUCACUGCUGCGGGGUUAAGAACUACAGCGACUGGACCACCAGCCAGUGGUUUAAUUCCACUGGGAACAACAGUGUUCCUCAGAGCUGCUGCCAGCAAGAGGCCAAGAACUGCACGGGGCACCUGGAUCAGCCACAGGAACUCAACACACGGGGCUGUGCUCAGGAACUGGAGUCUGGGCUGCAGAGCGUUAUCAGCUAUGCCAUGCUUGUAAUCCUGGGGUUUGCCAUCAUAAAGUUCUUCGGCAUGCUGAGUGUCUGUGUGCUUACUUGCAAGAAGGAAGAAAGUGGGUAUCAGCCUCUUAACUCAUGGGUGUUUGCCUAAUAAACCGAGUACAACCUUGCUUCCUGACGAUGAAACUGACUUGUGAUCACACCACAGCUUUCUGAAAUGUUAUGCUAAGUUUGGACCUGUGACUACUGAUAGUACUAGGUGGUGCAGUAGGCUCCAGAAAGAAACUUUCUUCUGACCUUUUUUCCUCUGCCCCAAAAACAUGCAGCAGAAACUUUAUCUUUUAAUCAACAAAAUGAUGGAGACCUCAGGAGGGGUUUCAGUUGCCUGCACAAACCUCAGAUCACUCCCCUGAUGUGGUUUAAACAAUAAAAGAAACUUCUGAAUGCCAGGUUUAAAUACUUUUCAUAGGCAUGGGGAUUGGUAGUAUAGUUUUUUCUAUGUCUGAUUGUGCAGUUUCAGAUUUUUUUCCCCUUUCGUAUGUCACAUGUUGUAAUUCUGUUUACUGCAGAGGUUGUUAGUGCAAGACAACCCCGCGCCUAAAGUCUAGAAGAAGCAUUUGUGUGGUUGUUUGGAGCAGCUAGCAAAGAUGAAAAACCCCAGGUUUUGAGCUUUUGGGCUCAGAACGCUCUCUUUGGUUUGUUUCUAAUCUCUUAAUUAUUGACAUUAAAAAUUCCUUAUGAAGCUGGGCUUUUGAACAUUUUCCUCCUCCUUUUUCUAUGGUUUGCCUGGGGGAAUUAGUGCCACGUUUCCACCCUGACCAUGUUUUUCUGCUAAAAUACUAAGAAGAUACAAUCUUGUACUAAGCAAUUUCAAUAAUAUGCUGUAGCACUGCUUUUGUACAUUUCUGUUCUCCUUAGUUCUGCUGGACACAGAUUGGAUUGUAUCCCUGCUUUAACACAGUCCUUCUUUAACUCGUUUUUAUGUUAAUCUAUUUAUAAGCUUUUCAGAAUUUUGGGGAUAGAGAACAGAGGGAACUGUGAGCUUUUAUGUAUCAGGGAAUUGUGGAAAAGCAAGACAUUCUGCUGAUUCGUUCCUUGGAGAGAUAAGCAGCCUGUCCUCAGUAAAAUAAACCCUUAUAUUUGUGGCUAAAAAGAAAAAAAAAAAAAAAAAAGCUAAAAAGGAAAAAAAAAAAAAGGGAUCAGUUAGUGUAAACUGUUUAAUUAUCUCCAUCCCUACCGCAAGAGAAAAAAAAAAAAGCAGCAACGGGUGACAAUGUCCUAUAGAAGACACACCAGCAUGAGCAUAUGUAUGUAGAAAACUGAUUUUUUUAUUGAGGGCUUUGUCUUCUGUUAAAUGCUGAAAUAAACUGAAUUUAUACAACCAA
Messenger RNA from Melospiza georgiana, 2017 nucleotides. Its product is annotated as tetraspanin-36-like. The record is from RefSeq and is a predicted model, not a curated record. Gene Ontology annotation, biological process: regulation of vascular endothelial growth factor signaling pathway; protein localization to plasma membrane; protein maturation. Lineage: Eukaryota; Metazoa; Chordata; Aves; Passeriformes; Passerellidae. The transcript has 7 exons. Gene Ontology annotation, cellular component: membrane. The coding region runs from base 37 to 783 and encodes 248 amino acids.